GCACUACACAACCAUGGGGUGCACUGCUAGAGAAAAUUGCACUGCUAAUGGGUGUCCAGCGUACUUUGACUGUCCAAGCUUAACGGAUCGUCAACCGGAUAAGUGUUAUCUGUACGGUAAAGUGUACGCUAUUGGAGAGCAAGUUCCUACCGAAGAAACAACUGGAAGUUGUGUUGCGCUGCUGUGUAGUGGAUUCGACGAAGUGGCAUCAUUCUCAAAAGCAUACAUCGAGUGUCCAGAACUGUUCUUUCCUCGUCCUAAAAAUUGCAUCCGUCAGUUUAAAAGUGACCAGUGUUGCUCCUCCAGCUUUGUUUGCGGAGACGAUCGGAACAAGUUGAAAACCUGCCAAGUUGGUAACAAGACUUACUUCGAAGGCCAGCGCUAUGACGUCGAGGGAGAUCCCUGCAAGGCUUGCAUUUGUACGGUGAAUUCGGAGGGAGUUGUGGUGAAGAAUUGUUUUGAGCAAAAGUGUACCUUCGAGUUCACCGAUAGUGAGCGCUUGCUACAAGGAGCUGCUCCAGUUUACAAGAAGGAUCGAUGCUGCCCGGUAGAUUGGAGACUGCCAUCUCCAUACGACAAAAUCUCUCAAACAGCAUGUAACGAUGAGAGCAAUAACCAUAAAUGCCAAUAUGGAAAUCUAACGCUCAACAUUGGUGACGCCUUGGAAAGUGUAACUACAUCUCGAGGAACCAUCAGCUGCCGUUGCGAGAUUCCACCAUUAGUACAUUGCGUGCUGGAAGAUGCAACCGUAAACUAA
This is a messenger RNA of Culex pipiens pallens (northern house mosquito), 757 nucleotides long. RefSeq names its product brorin-like. The record is from RefSeq and is a predicted model, not a curated record. The coding region runs from base 14 to 757 and encodes 247 amino acids. NCBI's taxonomy places the organism in Eukaryota, Metazoa, Arthropoda, Insecta, Diptera, Culicidae. The transcript is spliced from 3 exons.